This is a messenger RNA of Rotaria socialis, 9189 nucleotides long. NCBI's taxonomy places the organism in Eukaryota, Metazoa, Rotifera, Eurotatoria, Philodinida, Philodinidae. The record is from the annotation of a GenBank genome assembly.
AUGGCUUACAACUCAAAAAACACCAAGAAAAAAAAAGUAAAAUCAAAAGCAUCCAAAGGUUAUGACAGCGAAGAAGAUGAUAUUGAUCAGGUUUCGGAGAUGCAGCGCCAACAACAAUUAUCGUCACAAGAAAUGAUGGCUCCUGCACAAGAAGAAUCAAGCGAAUCAUUUUCCGAACAGAAGAAACAAGUUUUGAAAUCAAAAGCAUCAAAGAGAAACCCGGCAUUUCAAUUCCACAGUGAGCCUAUGCGUAGCUAUGACGAGGAAGAGGAUAGAUCAACACGGAUCGGAAAGAAUCCGAUGAGAUCACCUAAAUUCUACAGUGAGCCUAAGCGUAGCUAUGAUGAAGAAGAGGAUAGAUCAACACGGAUUGAAAAUUUUCCGAUAAGAACGACUAAAAGACUAGAUCCUGCCGAAGUGAAACCGACAUUUCAACAACAGCAAAACAAUGCACCCCCCUUACCACCUAUCACAACUACUCAAAAUUUCAAUGAAAUUUUCCAAGAGAAACUUCAAAAUGAUUCAAUGAAAGAUUUCAAAGACUAUUUUCUUGAACAUGCUAAAUUAACGGGCAAAAUUGAAUGUGAUGGAAGUUUAUUAUUAACCGAUGCACAUCUUUAUGAAUUGGGUCAAUUCGACUGGCCUUAUCUUGACACAAUUCGUAUUCGUGCGUGUCCGAAUUUAACACCCCUGGUUAUGGAUUAUAUUGAAGGGAUAACUAGAAAAUAUCCUGCUCGAAAAAUCAAUGUCAAUGUUGAAUUAAUGUUACAUGCUCAUAAUACAAUAGAAAACAAAAGUGAUUUAUUUGAUAGUACAAUGAUCAAACUUGAACCAUUUUUCGGAAAAAGUACAAAAAAGUCAAUAACAAAAGUGCUUAUCUAUCAUACUAAUGCUUCAAUUAAUUCGAUGUUAUCGUCAGAACAAAUGAUUAUAAAUCAUGUGAAACCAUCAAAAGAAAGUUCUCCAAAGUUACUUAACUAUCUAUCAUCAAAACAUGAUGAAUGUCAAGUAUCAGUCCUUGAAUGUGCUAACUCAAUCCUGUUCAAAGAAUUAUUUACGGCAUUUCAUCCGAAAAUAAUCUAUAUGGUUAUUUCGACUGUUCAUGAUGUACUCAAAUGUAUUUUCUCGCUGGAUUCUAUUAGAGCAUUUACAUUUUUGAAAAAAAAACAAAUUCGCUUCAUUAUUAAUAAUAAUGCAGAAUCUGAUGAACAAUUUUUCUCUAAUAUGCAUUUACAGCUGGACAAUAUGUGUAAAUCAGCUCAUGAACUUUAUUCUCAAUUUAUCGAUGAAAAAGUAGAAUAUACAUCAGAGAAUGAUGAUUUUCGUCGAAAUCAUUUUCUUACUAGUCUAUUACAUGUUCAAACCAAAUGUACGAUAUUAAAAGAUAAAUUAACUAAAGAUCAAACAUUCAUUUUUCGAGAAAAUGAUUUACCGUCAAUCAAAGAUCAUUUUAUCAAAGAUUCAAUUAAAUAUUCUCAAAAUUUACAUGUAUUUAAUACUAUUGACAAUUUUAUUGAAAAUGAAGAAAACAACAAAGUUUUUGAAACAAAAGAACCAAUAGCAAAACUUGUUAAUCACUUAGAUCUCAAAGCAAAAGAUCAACAUUUAAAUUCGGCAACACAAAACUCAACAAAUUUAGCUCAAAGUUAUUAUGUGCAAAAAUUAGUUAUUGAUCAAGUUCUUGAUAUUUAUUCAGUGGCAAGUGGUAAAUCAUAUUUUAUUUCGGAUAUAGAAUGGUUUUGUGAUAUAAUUAAUAAUCUUUGCAACAUGGAAACGCAUAUUAAUAGAAAAACUGAACAUAUUAUAAGACAAUUCAGGCAAACUCUUGGUACCAAUAUUCGAAUUCUUUCAAGAAGGGAUUUUAAUAAAUUAAAAGCCAAUGGAAAUGACAUGAAUUUCUUUCAAUGGUUAUUCAAUAAAUGGAAUAUUGCUUAUUCAGUGUCAGUCGUCGAUCAAACUGAUGAUAAUAUGUUUGUUCUUUUUAAUUCCAUGUCAUCUGAAUCACCGAUUCCUUUAAACAAUGUUUGGAGUCCAUCAUGGCCAAAAAGUGAACUUGAAAUGGACAUUUAUUUUCAUUUGUUACAUCCAUGCAAUGAAUCGAUUCUGUUGCAUCUUUACAAGUCAUUUCCAUCUCAAAAAUUAUUACUUGCUUCAAAAUAUUUCUUAUUAAUUCAAGAAGGAGCAAUAGAAAUUUUACUUCAAUAUCAUUAUCAAACUAAUCACAAUGCGGGUAUUAGCGUUACUUUUCGUACCGUUAAUUUAAGUCAAUCCAGUAAUGAAACAGAUCCACGAGUCGCUUUAGUUCAAGAAUCACUUCAAUACGUUGUUAGAGAAUAUUAUGUUAUUAUCUGGGCAUUUUUAUUCAAACAUGAUUAUGCUUUUAAAGUUGAAGAUAAAUCUAAAAGUUCUUCAAAUAAUUUCGAAGCAAUAAAUGGCAAUGAAUUCAUGUAUCACCAAUGGCAACAUUUGGCACUUUAUCAUUAUUUACCUUCGCCUACUCAUAAUUCAGCUUGUUCUGUAUGUGGUCUUCGUCCUUCAGCAAACAAGUCACUCUACGAUGCUUGUACGAUACUAUCACCUGGACGCCGUACAACAGAAAAGAAAAGCAAUACACAAGAAGUCGAUAAUAAUCGGGAUCAAUCGGGUUUAUUAAUACUUCGGCUUGGUGACACUCCACUUUCAUUUACAGGAAAAUAUAGUGUACGACCAGACGGAUGCAAUACGUUUGAAGUCAUAUUUUUAAGUACCGAUAAAGAGGAUACAGAUCAAAAGAUACCAAUAUUAUCAUCGAUUCAAAUUGGAUGUUUAAUGAAUAAUGCUGACAUAAAAGAUGAUGAAAAAAUACUUUUUGAAUAUGGUACUGAACGGCCACCACAAGAAAAAACUCAAGAUAUUCAACGCUCACAAGAAAUUAAUACAGGAGCAUUUUUAGACGAGAUUCGUAAGUUUGGUGGUAUACAAGGUUUGAAAGGUGCAAAAAAUAAAGCGCAUAAAAAAAAAGAAUUACAAGAACUUUAUACUGGUUUACGGUUGCGUAUUGAUAUAUUAUUUACUGAUAAGCCGAAUUUUUUUGAAUUCGUGUUUUCGAUAAAUGAUGUUCCAUGGGCACGUCAAACAGUUAAACGUAAAUCAACUCAAACAAUAUUUCAGCCGAUUGUGCAAAGUCCAGGCAUUCAUAAUUCUCAACGAAAUAUUAAUCUAAUUAUUCGUCAUCAUAAAUCUGAACUUGAUAUACCAAUGAUUCCUCCUGCAACAUCAAACAGUAAGAAAACUCCAUGGAAAGUUGGUAUGCGUAUGGAAGCUAAGGAUCGUAAAAAUCCAUAUAUAUUAGCUGCUGCUAAUAUCAGUAAGCAGCUUGCUUUUACAAUUCUUUCUUCAAUUGACAAAAAACAAAUUUUAGUUGAAGUCUAUGAUGAUAAUCGUAUACGAAUUAAUUUUGAUGGAUGGACAUCAUCAUUUGAUUAUACAGUUGAAACUGAUAAUACUGAUCUUCAUCCGUGUGGCUAUUGGGAAUAUGUUCAACGUGUUCUAUACAAGAAUCCCAACCCAGCUAAAGCAAAUCCACACUUUACUUUUACACGUUACGAUAAACCAAAAUCUUAUGAUGGAAUAUUUAGUUGGCGUAAUUAUUUAACAGAAAAAAAUCAAGAACCAGUACCACUUGAAUGUUUUAGCUAUGUACAAACGGAAGGCAUGACUGCCGAUUAUUUUCCUCAUGGUGUAACAAAAGCUGCUUUUACUUCUCUUUCAUGUCGUCAUUAUCACAAUGUACGAGUUCGAUAUCAUAAAAUGAAUACAAUCAUUCAAGAUGAAAUCGUCAAUAGAAUACUCUAUGAACAUCACAUGGAAUUCAGUAGCCCUACGACAACAACUAAUCCUGGUGCAGUUUUAUUGCCAACACCAUUUGAUCUAGCAGCUUUUACGUAUCCAUGUUUGAAACAAUUUCAAAAUUCGUCAGAUGUUGUUGUACAUCUAACAUGCAAUCAUCGAAGUAUUUCUCCACUCGAUUCAACUACUAUUAUAUCUGGUGCACAUUUAAUGGAUACUGAAGGUGGUCAACUACCCAAAAGUGAUCUUAAUUCGGCAUUAAUUACAAUAUGUAUGUUAACUGCUAUGGAUCUCGUUCGAAAUCAAAAACGUUUGAUCGCACCGUCGACAUCAAAAUUAAUUUCAAAUAAUGAUAAAUCAUUCGAUAUAUAUCUUAUUGAUUAUUAUAUGCGACGCUGGCUAGAUUUAAGUGCUUAUAUCACAUGUUUUAAUUCCACAAGUUUUUUUAAUAGACGUCCAUCUACAUUAAAUCAAGUUCAAAGUCAUAAUAACGUACUUUAUACGUGCUACAAUGAUCCCGAUAUAUAUACAAGUCUUAAUACUGGUCUUAAUUCAAUAGAAAUCAAAUCUACAAAUCUAACGAAUACAAAAAGAGAAAAUCAAUUCGGCAAAUAUGGUGAAUGUUACUACUGUUGUUUACUUCGCAAAGAUGAAAUUAAAGAACGAAUGGAUGUAUCAUUACAGAAGCGUUUUGAAUUAGUUGGAAAUUAUUCGCCAAGUAUAUUUUACCUUGAAUUCUAUAAACAAGACAAAAAUAUACUGGAAACUGGUCUAAUCUUAAAUGAUGAAUUCUUUCUUAAAUUUAAUGGUUUAGAAAUAAUUGAUAUAAAAAAUAUCAUUAUUGAUCGUUUUCAACUAAAUAAUAAGAAUAGAUAUUGUUUGAAAUAUCUCACAUAUCUUUCACUUGAAAAUAAUAAUCUUGCAACCAUGCAACUAGAUUUUCAAUAUUUAAAUAAUUUAACGUAUCUAAAACUUGUUGAUAAUCCAUUGGAAACAUUACCAUUAAAUUGUUUAUCACCACAAUCAUUACAAAGUGUUGAUUUAUCGAGACUUGGCCGAUUGAAUGAAAUUGAUCCCAAUACACAAUUUUCAUCGAAAUUAAAAAGUUUAUUAAUUACAGAAAGUGUAUUAACAACAUUGCCACAAACAUUAGUAGCAGAUGCCCGAGCUAAACUAACAAAAUUAACAUUGAACGGUGCUACUUGGUGGAGCUUUGCUGGAAUAAGUGUUAAUGAAGUUGUUAAAAAGGAUUCAUUUAUUAAAAAAUUUGUUGCGUUUCUGGAUGACGAUGAAUUAGAUAACAUCUAUCGAAUGUAUGACGAAGACGUAAAUGGUGUUUUAACAUAUUCAGAAAUUAAUCUCAUGAAUGCACAUAUGUAUCGUUAUAUUCAACGUUUAAGACCAUCGAAUACGAAGAUACCGACUUCUGGUCGAUCUUCUGUUGAACCAUCAAAUACUACAAAUGAAUUAGAUAUUUUUAAACAAGAAUCCUUCAUGACUGAUAUAUCGGGUAUACCGUCGGCGAUAUUUCAUCUUGACAAUUUAACUGAGCUUAGCCUUGAAUAUCAAGGAAUUAAAGUUGUACCGGAUGCAAUUAAAAAUUUGAAAUAUUUAGUUAUAUUUAAUUUAAAUUAUUGCAUUGAACUUGAAUCGUUAAGUGCAGAAGUCGGAUUUUUGCCACUGAGAGAACUUAAUUUGACUGGAUGCGCUUCAUUGAAAACACCACCCAUUGAAAUAACACGUCGUGGACAUGCUCAAACGAUGGCUUUUUUGCAACGGUUAAUUAGUGGUUCUACACCAUGUAAACGAACAAAACUCAUGUUAGUCGGUCUUGGUGGAGCCGGUAAAACAAGUUUAGUACGUGCAUUUCUCGAAUCGCAUUCCGAUAAGCCCCCGGAAGUUACCGAUGGUAUUGAUAUUGUCAAAUGGAAAGUUCCAUUGAGUCUACCUGAUGAUUUUCUGGAAUUUAGUGUAUGGGAUUUUGCAGGACAAUCAGUUUAUUAUCAUACUCAUCAAUUCUUUUUGGCUAAGAAAGCUGUUUAUAUACUUGCAUGGAAUAUUCGUCUCGGUGCAGAACAUGCUGGUCUUGAUUUUUGGCUUUCUUCGAUUUGUUGCCACGCUCCAAAUGCCCCCAUAUUUGUUGUUGGUACACAUUCAGAUCUCGUAUCUCGUAUUGAUCUGCGUCAAGAUGAUUAUAAACGACGUUAUCCUCAAAUAACUGGCUUUUUCAAUGUUAGCACAUUCACAGGUGAUAACGUUAGUGAAUUAAUUGACAGCAUUAUUAAAACAACAUUAGAGUUACCCUAUAUGGAUGAAUUAAUUCCAAAAGUGUGGCUCUCAUUUGAAACCUUAAUUCCUGGAUGUAAUGAAGAUAUACUUCAAUAUAAUCAAGUAGCCGAUAUCGCUCAUAAUGCCGGUAUAUUUGAUGCAGGUGAAGUACUUCAAGCUGUACAGUUCUUACAUGAUCUUGGUUCUUUACAAUAUUUUUCAUCGGAACAUUUGAAAAAUUACGUUGUUAUCAAUCCACAGUGGAUUAUUAAUGUUAUGGCCUGUAUUGUAAGCAUUCGAGAUAGCCCUGUUAAAAAUGGACGUCUAUUCCAUUCAGACAUCAGUACUAUAUGGAUAGAUUAUGAUUCACAUUUACAUCCUUGGAUUUUGAAAUUAACUGAAGCAUUCGAUUUAACAUUUCCAGUGCCUGAUCAAAAUAUGAAUUUAGUACCAUGUCUCUUACCUGAAGAAGAACCUGAGUACGCAUGGGAGGAUGUUAGCAGUGAAACAGAACUACGAGAGAUGAAAGUUGUUUAUACAUUUAAUUAUUUACCAGCUGGUUUAUUUAAUCGAGCCCAAGUUCGUCUUUUUCAAUUUUCUGAUAAAUCAACAAUAUGGCGUUAUGGUUCAUUACUAAUAAAAAACAAUCAUCGAGCAGUUAUAAUUCGUUCAGAUGACCGUCAUAUAGUGAUCAAAAUUCAAGGUGUUCGACCAGAUAAUGUUCUGUUCUUAAUUCAUGAAGUAUUUGAAGGUCUUGUCAAUGAAUCAUUUUUUGGUGUUACCUAUGAUAUUGCAUUUCCAUGUCCGGAUUGCCUUGAUGCACGUAUCAACGAACCUUGGCAAUUUUCAUCUUCACUUAUCAAUCGAGCUAUUGAACUGAAAGCACCAUCAAUUCAGUGCCAUCGAUUUUUUCAUGUUGCAUCUGUUACUGACUUACAAGCACUGAUUCCACCAGAUAGUAAAAGUAAUUAUGAUUUACAUUUGGAAUAUUCUGUACGUGAUCUCAAAUCUUAUAAACAAAAUAUGGCAGUUGAUAUUGCAUAUCUUUAUCCACCACAACAUAUUCCAACAAAAUCAGAAAUCGAAAUUAAAGUUGACCCAAGGAAAAUAAAAGAUGAUUUAACAAAACAAGGUUUAACUGUUUGGACACCCGAAUCAAUGAAAGAUUUCGUUAUUGAAAAUCAUUAUUUAGUUAUUAAAGAAGCACGAUUUAUUCUAUUUGGUAUUUCAAAUGAAUUAGUAUAUAAUCCUGAGAAUAAAAAGUUAUAUGACGCGUUUCAAGUCAUCACUAAUAUUUUACGCAAAACAAUUAUUCCCGUUUUAUUUGGCAAUGAUAUGAAAUGGAAAGAGAGUGAUCUUGGUGUUGCAUUAUCAGAUAAAUUAUAUAUUAAUAUGCAAAAUCCAAAACGAUAUGACUAUAGAAUAAAAGAAAUCAUUGAUAUGACUGAACAGGAAAACGGCCAAAGUAUUAAAUCAAAUCAAUUGCGAGAUCAAUCAACCGAUAUUUUUAUAAGUUAUUGUUGGAUGAAUUCACAUGAUGCUGUUAGUAAAGGUACCAAACCAACUGGAACAUCGAUUGGUUGGGGAGAUCCUAGAGCUUUAAAAGAUUAUCUUGGAGAACGUGGAUUACAGGUUUGGAUGGAUGUAACUCGUCUAGGCAAAUCUGGUGUACUUCAUGAUAUUGUUCAUGGUUUAAAAAAUACAAAAGUUGUCAUUGCAUGUGUAUCUGAUGAGUAUACCCUAAGUGAAGUUUGUCGGAAUGAAUUUUUAUUUGCCAAAAAUACUCUGAGACUUCCUGUUGUAUUGGGUAUAUUUGGUAUGGGAGACAAAUGGCGAACAACAGAAGUUGGCAUGUGUAGUCUCACAUGUUCACAAGUGAAUUUUCAAUUUGAAAAUCCAUCGGCUUUUGAAGAUAUCUAUGAUAUUAUACAAAGCAACUUACCUAAACGACCUACGUCAGCUAAAGGAAUUGCAUUGAACGCCAUCAAAACAACAGCUGCAGAAGAGAAAACAACUGCAGCUUAUCAGGAAUUAUUUGAAUUAACACAACGUAAAUUUCUUCGUGUAACAUCCGGUUUUGCUGACACUAUGAAUGCUCGAGACUAUCCACGUUUAUUUACCCUGGAUUUUGUAAGUGAAAAUGAAAAAUCUGCUCAAGAACUAGCACGUAUUGAAUUGGCUACUCAAAUGAAUGCACAACGACAACAAGAAAAUGAUGAAGACCGAGAUCUCGAAGCGGAACGACAACGAGACGAACAAUUGGCUCGUGAACAAAAUGAAAUUGGAGAUGCCGAUGGUAAUAGUAAAGAAAAAGAAGCUCCCAAAACCAAAAUUAAGAAACUAUGUAUACGCACACUUUGUGAAAACGAAGAAAAUUGGCAUACAGCUGGAAGUCCAUUCGAAAUUACUGAGCAAAUUGUAAUACAGAAUAGUGCAUUAUAUUUAUCACGAAUUAUGCUUCUUCUCAAACAAAGUGAUUUACCAUUAGAAAUUCUUACCAGUAAAGAAGGUGAAAUCGAAUUACAAAAAAUUAAUGAAAUUUCUAAUUCUACGACUGUCGGAGUCAAAGAUUCGUAUGUAUAUUUACGUAGAUGCAUCAUGGAUUGUGACUCAGAAGAAAGACAUUCAGGUCUCAAACAAUGUCUCAUGCCAUCGGGUAAAGUUUUAUGGCUUUGUGAACAACAUCAAAAACAACCACGUGUCGUACUUGUUACUGGUUCACUUGGUGGUAGUUAUAAUCAUCCACAAGUUGAAGAAAAGAGCGAAAUAGUCAAAGCAUUAGUUAAACUUAACGAACGAAUUGCAAAUAAUGAACUACCUCCUCCUACAUUGAAAGUUUCCAACAUUGAAAGUGCUCGUCUACCAUCAGUGGAUAGAAGAUCACACAAUAGUCGUCAUCGUUCACAACGACUUAGUCAACAUGAUUUUUCAAUGGUCAAAUCUCAACGACAAAGUAUUUUAUUAAAGGAUAAGACGAUCGAUGAGAAUGAUGAUGAAAAUUAUCAAACAAAUUUAAAUGAACUCGAAAAUGAAAAUUCGAAUGAAACACAGGCGAAUACAAUCGCCGAAUCGACAGACUGCACAAUUAUGUGA